AUGGUGAAGAAAGCCGUCUUGGCCGGAGCGUGUCUCUACACUGCGGGUGCUCUGGCACAGGGGACCUGCGGCGACAUUCUCGUUCCCCGCAACCCUGCUCCGGUUGUUGCCAAUGGCUGGCAAGCACAGCUUGUCGCCGGCGGGUUGACCAAGCCACGAAGUAUCCAGUUUGAUGAAGCCGGUGCUCUGCUUGUUGUGGAGAGCGGCAAGGGAAUCAGUCGUCACAGAUUCACAGACAACGGCGGAACAUGCCUCCACGCCAACCACUCCCACAUGUUGGUUGAGCUCCAGGGUCUCAACCAUGGCCUCGCCCUGUCCAACGAAGGGGACAUCCUCUACGCCUCCACCGCCGAAUCCGUACUUGCCUGGUCCUACAACGCCCGCGGCGGUGCCGUCACCUUGCAACCUCGCACCCUCGUCGCCAACAUGAGCAACAACGACCUCGUCACCCGCACCCUCCUCAUCUCGGAAAAAGUCCAAGGCAAGCUCAUCGUCUCCCGCGGCAGCGCAGAAGCCAACCGCGACCGCGCUGCCGUCCUCUCGUCCGGCCUCUCCCAGAUUAGAGUCUUUGACAUCACCAACCGCUCUGACUCGGAAAGUCCUUACAACUUCAACACCGACGGUGACGUUCUCGGCUGGGGGUUGAGGAAUAGCGUCGGCGUGGCAGAACACCCCCGGACGGGCGGGAUAUACGCCGUGGAAAACAGCGUGGACGGGGUGACGAGAAACGGGCAGGACAUCAGGGAGAACAACCCCGGAGAGGAGCUCAACUUUUUUGGCUAUCUUGAUGAAACUGUCAACGUUAAUGCUUCUGCCAACAACAACUACGGCUACCCUCACUGCUUCGCGGUUUGGGACCCGAGUCACAUCCCGGAUGGGGAUGGGCUGGGGGUGGGGAAGCAGUUUGCCGUGGAGGAGAACAGCUCGUUGACGGAUGACACGUGCGACACUCAUUAUCUCGCGCCGAGGUUGACGUUUCGCGCGCAUUAUGCGCGAAUUGCAUCUCAAGUUCUCUACUGGGGGGCGAGACGGGGUAUAUCACGUUUAGGGGGGAGCUGUAGGUCUUUCCUUCAUAAUAUCCUGCUUGUGCCUGUGGCAAGCAUCGCCUUCAAUGCCGCGACAGGAGAACCAGUGGCAUCGGCUGAUAGCAGGGGGGCCCUGAGGGAUAUCAUCACGAAUGUGGACAACACGCAAUGCCCAGACAAGUGCUUCAGGCCGGUGGGGCUGGCCAUUGACUCCAAGGGGAGAAUUUGGUUUUCGAGCGACUCUACGGGCGAGAUUUACGUUCUGCAGAGGACAGGCGAGAACUCAGAAGGAAAGUUUGUCUUGCCAGAAGGCGGACAAAACGGGGAUGGGAGCGGCACCAAUAAUGGUAAUGGAGACUCAGCUGCGUCCACGGUGUUUGGGUGGGAGACAAGGGUGCUGGGUUGGACCGCGCUUGUUGGGCUGGGGGCGUGGUUGAUGGCUGUGUAA
This is a messenger RNA of Podospora anserina S mat+, 1473 nucleotides long. RefSeq lists its product as uncharacterized. The record is from RefSeq and is a predicted model, not a curated record. NCBI's taxonomy places the organism in Eukaryota, Fungi, Ascomycota, Sordariomycetes, Sordariales, Podosporaceae. The transcript has 3 exons. The coding region runs from base 1 to 1473 and encodes 490 amino acids.